AUGGUGAUGUUUUCCGAAGUGUACGCCAAGAUGUGGGGCUUGGUGAAAGAGCCCAUAUCCGAAAUGUACUCGACGUUGAUGGACUACAUCGAACGUGGAAGCAAAGUCCCAACGGACCUUCCUCCUGCUGUACCGACCGACGACGGUGCUGCACUGGAGAAGAUAGUGAACAACUUCUUCGGAAAGAUGUUCCCCUUGGUGUACCAUCAGGCGAUCCACCACCUGGACUCGAAAGACUUCAGCGACGACUAUAAAAAAUGCCUUCGGGACAAUAUGGAUUCGAUACAGCCGUUUGACGUCCACCCCAGGUCGAUGGGCAAAGCUAUUGCAAAGUCUUUCGAAUCGAUGAAAGUCGUCUUAGAAGCCCUCUCGCUUGGAAUAGAGGUGCUCUCGACGACCGACGAGCUCAUGUCGAGCAGGCACGAAAAUACAGAAACGUGCCGGGAGGCCCUGCUGAAGCUCUACUACUGCCCUAAAUGCUUGGGUCUACCUUCCAGCGUCAAGCCCUGCAACGGAUACUGCUUAAACGUCAUGCGCGGUUGCUUGACCCAGCAGAGGACGACCGAACUCGAUCUCCCCUGGAGCAAUUUCUUGAUGGAGACGCAAAGCCUAGUAAGGGAAAUAAGGCAAGGGCUCUUGCCCAACAUCGACUUCGUCUUAAAUGGACUCUCAGUUAAGAUAUCAGACGCCAUCAUGUACGCAACGCUCGAAGGACCUACCAUCGAAAAAAAGGUACACUUUAAUUUCAAAUAUUAA
This is a messenger RNA of Cimex lectularius (bed bug), 756 nucleotides long. Its product is annotated as division abnormally delayed protein. The transcript has a single exon. Gene Ontology annotation, cellular component: extracellular region; plasma membrane; cell surface. The record is from RefSeq and is a predicted model, not a curated record. Gene Ontology annotation, biological process: positive regulation of canonical Wnt signaling pathway; regulation of protein localization to membrane; cell migration. NCBI's taxonomy places the organism in Eukaryota, Metazoa, Arthropoda, Insecta, Hemiptera, Cimicidae. Bases 1 to 756 code for a protein of 251 amino acids.